This is a messenger RNA of Didymella exigua CBS 183.55, 995 nucleotides long. RefSeq names its product 3-oxoacyl-reductase. The coding region runs from base 8 to 835 and encodes 275 amino acids. The record is from RefSeq and is a predicted model, not a curated record. The transcript has a single exon. Gene Ontology annotation, molecular function: oxidoreductase activity. Lineage: Eukaryota; Fungi; Ascomycota; Dothideomycetes; Pleosporales; Didymellaceae.
CUCCAACAUGUCGGACCCUUUGAAUAUUCUUAUCACAGGUGGAGCUCGCGGUAUUGGUCGCGGUCUCUUCCGCCAAUUUCUGUCAAAAGGUCAUCGAGUGAUUAUCCUCGACUCUAAUUUUGAAGAGCUGGACCACGUCAGAUCGCAGGCGGGAAAGUGGCCAAGCACACAAGAGAACUGGCACGCAUUGCAAUGCGAUCUGAGCAAGCGCGAGCAGAUCAAGGAUGCAGUCCGAACUGUGAAGGAGACAUUCAAUGGAAAGCUGGACGUACUAAUCAACAAUGCUUUUCCGACAACAUUGCAGAUCGCAGAAAAUCGGAAGAUGGAAGGGGAAGGAGACGACAUCGAGGCUGAAUGGGAUCUCAAGAUUGCUAUAGGCUUGACCGCUCCAUUCGUCCUCAGUCGACUCUGCGUACCUCUCCUUAUUGCUGGCAAAUCGACUAGAGGUUCCCCGGGCACUAUCAUCAACGUGUCAUCCACACGAGCUUAUCAAGCUGAGUCGGACCACGAAGCCUACUCUACAGCAAAGGCGGGUAUCCUAGGCCUUACGCGGUCGAUGUCCAUCUCUCUAGGUCACCGCCACGCAAUCCGAGUGAACGCGAUCAUCCCAGGCUGGAUCCAUGUCGAGAACGAAAGCAAAGCUGGGGAUGAGAAGGGAGCGAGAUGGGAAGAAGGGUUGAGCAAAAACGAUUUUGAAUGGCAUCCGGCUGGACGGGUUGGCAAGAGUGAGGAUAUUGUACGUGCGGCAGAGUAUCUGGUUGAAAGUGGAUUCGUCACGGGCCAGGAAGUCGUGGUUGAUGGCGGAGUGGGGAGGAAGAUGGUGUACCCAGAAUAACUGUUCGCAAACUGCAUUCGAUAGUUCCUAAUAAGGCUGAGUGGAAGGGCGGGACCUGCCAAGAGGAAGCAAUCUCGUCUCCAAUCUGUCGACCAAACCAUCGUUAUCUCAAUCUCUGAAUCCAAUCCGUCAAGGAUGUUCAGAUCUGGAGGUGACAACA